AUGCACUUCCUACGUCCAGCAGCGCUCGGCGCACUGGCUAGUUUCUUCGGUCUCGUGGUUUCUCAAACUACAACUACAACCACGUCCGCUGCCGCAUCUACGACCACAGCGACCGCUACCGUCACUGCUGUAGCCUCGCAGCUCACGCUCAGCAGCGACUUUGUGAUCACAGAUGUCCCUGUCACUCGUACCUACGACUGGACCGUCGCGACAGCGACUGGGUCUCCCGACGGCUACUACCGCCCUAUGCUAGUCGUCAACGGCCAGUAUCCCGGUCCUACUAUCGAAGCUAACGACGGCGACACAAUCAUCGUCAACGUUCAAAACGACAUGAGCGUGGGCACAACUGUCCAUUGGCAUGGACUGUUCCAGAACAGUACCCCUUGGAUGGAUGGCCCUGCCGGAAUCACUCAAUGCCCAAUCCCUGCGGGCUCGAGCUUUACGUAUCAGUUCACGGUCAGCGGGCAGUACGGCACAUACUGGUGGCAUGCACAUGCGUCGACGCAGCUCGCCGACGGAAUCCAUGGGCCUUUAAUCAUACACUCGCCCGACGACCCGCUGAAGCGAGGUGUCGACUAUGACGAAGACCAAAUUGUGGUCGUUGCGGAUUGGUACCACGACACAUCGGCAGUAAUCACAUCAGCGCUGUUGUCCUCAUCUGGCUACCAAGGGAGUAUCGCCGCCCCAUCGCCUAACUCGGCUUUGAUUAACGGCAAUGGCAUCUGGGACUGCGCGACUUAUGGCAACAGCAGCACGUGCUUCACCCAAACGCCGUACGAGAUUCAGGUGGUGCCGAACAAGAAGUAUCGGUUCCGGUUUAUCAAUACGGCUGCUCAUGCCAUGUUCUGGGUCUCGCUGGAUGGUCACACCAUGAACAUCACCGAGGCGGAUGACACCGGCAUCUACAGCGAAGCGAACAGCGCUCUCCACCGCUUCAAGUUCCACAACGGCCAACGCUACUCAGCCAUAGUUGAUACUAGCGUCGGCUCCGUUGGCGAUUCAUACUACCUGCGCGCUCAGAUGAACACUGCGUGCUUGACCACCCUCCCUGACGACUUCUCGAACACCACCUACGCUAUCGUCCGCUACGUCGAAGAAGACGGAACUGGCGCUGGCACCACGGACCCGACGAGCUCCGACUGGACCGACGUUGUUUCGGGAGCGGAGUGCACCGACCUCGACACCUCGUCGCUGACGCCGAUCGUGGCCAAGGACGCACCCACGACCGUCGUCAGCCGCGGAAUGCUCCAGACCGGUUUCGCCGUGUCUUUGGACUCGGACGGCAACCUGGACACCGGGUUCGAAGUGAACUCGACGGAGUUCGUGGACCUGGUGUACCAGCCGGUCCUGCAUACGAUCGCCGCCGGAGGUACGGUCAACGCAUCGAACGUGGCGGCGGUAGUAUACAACACCACGGGGGCGGUCGACCUGAUCCUCAACAACCUGGACACCGCGAUCGACCACCCUUACCACUUGCACGGCAUGACCUUCUGGAUCGUCGCCGAAGGAUCCGGCAGCUUGUCGCUCGAAGAGGCCGAGUCGGUGAGCUACAACACAACGAACCCGAUCCGCCGCGACACGCACAUCAUCCCGGCAUCGUCGUGGGCAGUGCUCCGGUUCGAAGCGAACAACCCGGGCGUCUGGUUCAUGCACUGUCACAUCGACUGGCACUUGGCUGAAGGAUUCGCAGCGGUCAUCAUCGUGCAGCCCGACGCCGUGGCCCAGAUGACGAUCCCGUCGGCCAACACUGCUAUGUGCAGCGAGAUCCCGUCCGGGCUGGAUGUCUGGUCGACGUCGCUCGGUCGGCGUCGCCGGUCUCUGCCUGACGUUCGACGCUCGCGCGCGACGAGGAAUGUGUUCGAGGACAAGGGUCGCGCAUGA
Rhizoctonia solani is the source of this 1881-nucleotide messenger RNA. Its product is annotated as Multicopper oxidase. Lineage: Eukaryota; Fungi; Basidiomycota; Agaricomycetes; Cantharellales; Ceratobasidiaceae. The record is from RefSeq and is a predicted model, not a curated record. Bases 1 to 1881 code for a protein of 626 amino acids. Gene Ontology annotation, molecular function: copper ion binding; oxidoreductase activity. The transcript is spliced from 9 exons.